AGAACAUGUUGUUCUUUGGAAUAUUAUCCAUUCUUCUAGCAGUUGCCUUUGCUAAAGAUACCUGCUACACUGAUGUAGGUACAGCUUGUAGCUCCCUACCAAAAACAGAAUCGAUGUUAAAUUGUAAUGCAAAGUAUGGAUAUACUAAAAAGCAUCCUUUAGUUGAUCUUCAAUCAUAUGCAAAUGCUAAUAUUGGAAUCAGCUUUGAAUUUCUACUAAUGUCUAGUUAUUUUGGAAAUUAUGAAGAUCAACGUGAAGGAUUUAAAAAAUUAUAUCGUAAAUUUUCUGAUGAAAUGUGGGAGGAUGCAAUUAACACGAUCAAAUAUAUCACCAAACGAGGUGGCACAAUGGACUUCAAUCAAUCGCCACACUUUGUGAAACCUACAAAUGUAUUCGAGUUGAAUGAACUUAACAGUUUAGCCAAAGCACUUGAUAGACAAAAACAGCUUGCAAAUGAAGCUCUGCGUAUACAUUCUACAUUUACACAAAUUAAUAAGGAAGAUGAUGCUGCUCUUGCUCAUUACAUUGAAGAAAAAUUCUUAGAACCACAAGCUGAUCGUGUUCGAGAUUUAGCAGGUUAUACAAGUGAUUUGAAGAACUUGUUAACUGACGGUGAUCCAUCUGUAGCUAUAUUUUUGUUUGAUGAAUAUCUUAAGAAAAGUUUGUAACUUGUUUACAACUGAAAUUGAAAGAACAUAAAUCAGAAUUUUGUAUCUACUAUUAUUUUAAAAAUUCCCUAUAUGAAGAAGUUUUAUUCAUAACAAAACAUCAUUUUUCAGUUAUGCAGAAUUCUAUAUUUAGAAUUAAUAAGUAUAUAUAUUAUUUUUUAAUACAUUUCAUCUAAUAAAGUGUAUACUUCAUGAAUUGUAUUUUUAAUUAUUACAUUAAUUAUAUUUUACGUUGAUUAGUAUGAAACAAUAGUAGGCAAAAAGUCAUUGAAAGUAAGUUAUAAUUAGAAGAUACGGGUAAGAAAAAAAAAUGAAUUUUAUUAAAUAUAGAAAUAAGAAAGAACGUAACUUUUUUUCGACAUUAAUACAAUUUUAAUUAAUUCCAAAAUUAAAGUUUGAUUUUAUAAUAAAGAAAUUCUAUGCUUAAUCAUUUUGUAAAAAAAUAUCUAAUGAUAAACAAAUUAUUUUUUUUUUAUGAACUUACUGUAUAUAUAACAUUUAAUUAUGUUUAACACAUGUUUGUACAUAUUUUUAAUAUGCAUAUAAUAUUGGAAUAAUUUAUCAUUUUAAUAGAAGGCUAAUUUGCUCAGUAGUAUCCUUAUUAUGAUAUAUUUAAUUCAUCUAUCAUAAAAUGAAGGCAUAUUAUAUUAUAAAUGUUAUUCUAAUUGUAAGUAUAACAUAUUCUCAUUCUUAUACAAAAAAUUAUAUUUUUCUUAACUAAAUUUCAAUUAAAAUCAAAAUAGAUUUAUUUGCUAUAGUUUAAAACACAAAAUCGAAGGAAACAAAUAACGUGUUUAACAUAUCAAAUACUUCUAUUACUAUUUGUUUUUAACAAGUAAUUAAUUACAAGUAAAUAUAGUAAUAUUUUUCUCAGAUAUAAAAAUCUACAUCGAUAGGAACGAUGAUAAAAAAAUUUUACAGAAUAUAAAAUAUUUAGUUACGUACGAAAAUAAAAAAUAGAAAAAUGAAAUAUUUUCUUACGUAAUAUUUGUAAGUUCGUAAAUUUAAUUAAUAGUUUCUAAUGUUUUUUUUUUAGUUUUCUAUCCUAUUAC
Molecule: messenger RNA, 1720 nt
Organism: Heterotrigona itama
Lineage: Eukaryota; Metazoa; Arthropoda; Insecta; Hymenoptera; Apidae
Source: the annotation of a GenBank genome assembly